This is a messenger RNA of Myiozetetes cayanensis, 1046 nucleotides long. It is a transcript of the gene SKOR2, whose product is annotated as SKI family transcriptional corepressor 2. Gene Ontology annotation, molecular function: SMAD binding; DNA-binding transcription factor activity, RNA polymerase II-specific; RNA polymerase II cis-regulatory region sequence-specific DNA binding. Gene Ontology annotation, biological process: negative regulation of transcription by RNA polymerase II; negative regulation of BMP signaling pathway. The transcript is spliced from 5 exons. The record is from RefSeq and is a predicted model, not a curated record. NCBI's taxonomy places the organism in Eukaryota, Metazoa, Chordata, Aves, Passeriformes, Tyrannidae. Gene Ontology annotation, cellular component: nucleus; transcription regulator complex. The coding region runs from base 53 to 292 and encodes 79 amino acids.
ACACACACAAGAAACCAAUUCACCUCAUUCGCUGAAGAAGGAUGUGGAAAACAUGGGGAAAGAGGAGCUCCAGAAGGUUUUGUUCGAGCAGAUCGACUUACGGAGGAGACUGGAACAGGAAUUCCAGGUGUUGAAAGGAAACGCGUCUUUCCCAGUCUUCAAUAAUUUUCAAGAUCAGAUGAAGCGGGAACUGGCGUACAGAGAAGAAAUGGUACAGCAGCUACAAAUUAUUCCCUAUGCAGCAAGUUUGAUCAGGAAAGAAAAGCUCGGUGCACACCUCAGCAAAAGCUAAAGAGGCACAAGAGUUUUUGCAGCUGUUACCUUAUAAGUUAUAACCCAGUCAGAAACCUGACUUGUAUAUAGACUGUGAAAUGGAAGUGUUUGGGGAUCUAAAUAACAAAAAAAAAAUCAGGUUCCUCUGAACCUAAGGACAAGUGACCUCAUAGUAUCAUGGACAACCAUGUCAAAUAGAAUGUAGCAGCCAUUUAUUAGUAAACACAAAACCACAAAAAAAAAAAUGCCUGUCCUUGAUCUUUUUUUUUUUUUUUUUUUUUUUUUGGUGGUACCAAAGUUUAAGUCUUUGUGUUUUUAGAAGGACUGUUGAAGUUGAUAGAGAAAAUGCUUUUGACGAGUCAUGCAGAUAAGCUGUGAAAGGAACCGCUGGUCCUUUCAGCGCCACAGACACUUGACAACAUCUGCCAGUUCAUCUCUUGCUUUUGGGAUGGUGGUGGUUUUUUGGAAAGAAGUGAACGUCUCACCAGAUGGGCCAGAACCAGAUUUGGGUGGACGGACGGACGGACGGAUGGAUGGAUGGAUAGAGCAGCGUUAGCCAUACACAGUGCUUUUUAAAAGCAAACUGGAGAUUCUCACCCCCCUCUCCCUCGCCCCUUCCCUCCCCUGGUACUUUGCCUGCUGUACGAAUUACGAUUGUACUCCUCUGGAAAUAUUUUACAGUUUAAUAUUGAGUGUAAUUAAGAAUAUAAUCACUGUUAUCAAAAAAGGUAUUUAACUCUGUUGUAGUUUCUUUAUCAUUCAUGUGCAUAAAA